AUGGUAGAUGAAUUAACAUAGGAAUUAGCUAAAAUGAGUGAAGAAGUCAUCUUGAUCACUCAAUAUUAUCAUAGAAAUAAGAAAGGGGAAACUGGGUAUAUACUUAGUGAUGGAUUCAAACACAUCAGAUACAUAGAAAUUUGGAUGUAGGGUGAAAAGAUAAUUUUGGGAGUAUUUGAAAGAGUAUUCAAUGGAGUAAGAUUGUUUUGGUUGCACAAUGAACUAUACUUCCCAUCUGCAUAUGCUGGUGAAGAUGCCUGUUAGGUUAUGAAGUAAUUAACAGUUUAUGCUAAAGGAUGUUUAGAAUUAUUAUGUUAAAUCAAACUAUUUCCAUCAUUAAUUGGAACAAACGAUUGGGUCUGUGGUUUAAUCCCAGGAUAUUUUAGAGUAAGGAGAUAUGGAGAAGCCUUCGCUGGUACAAAAUCAUUUCACAUUGUUCACAAUUUAGAUCCCUUGUAUGAAGGAAGGCUAUAUCCUAAGCCUAAUGAAGGAACAUUAGAUUACAUCCAUGAUCUUCCUAAUGAUUUCUUAAUCGACCCCUUUUGGCAGAAUUUAGUUAUCAAUCCAUCGAGAUGUCCUUUGAUCACUUGCGAUAAUUGGGGAACAGUCUCUUAAUCUUAUAAAUAUGAGUUGCUAGAAUCUUCCCCAUUAGCAAGUGUGUUGAGGAGACAUCCUCUGCCUUUUGCUUUUCCUAAUGGGAUAAGGAGAGAAUAAAGAUUUAAGGUAAUAAUGGAUAAAAUUAGUAAUGAUCACUUGAAGGCCAAGGAACAAUUGCAGAAGAAAUAUUUUGGUUGUUCCUAACUCGAAAAUCACAUUGUUGUCCUGAGCUUUGUUGGUAGAGUGACCAAAUAAAAGGGAGUGCAUCUCAUAUUGGAAGUGGCUGAAGAACUCAUCUAAAGAAGUCAAGGUACUGUGUAGAUAUUGGUUGGUGGACCAGCAGCUGAUAUGAAAGAGGAGUACAGUGAGUAUUGUGCUUAGAAUAUGAUAAGAUUGAAAUCCAUAUAUCCUCGAAACUUCUGGGCAGAUCCAUCAGCCUUCUUUAUGGAUGGUACAUUAGUGAAUGUGGGUUGUGACUUUGGAUUAAUGCCAUCAUUAUUCGAACCUGGAGGUAUAGUGCAACACGAGUUUUUCAUAGGAAGUACUCCAGUCAUUGCUUUAAGACUGGCGGGUUGA
Molecule: messenger RNA, 1173 nt
Organism: Paramecium tetraurelia
Lineage: Eukaryota; Ciliophora; Oligohymenophorea; Peniculida; Parameciidae
Exons: 1
Source: RefSeq, a predicted model, not a curated record